Quercus lobata is the source of this 1715-nucleotide messenger RNA. Its product is annotated as protein HEAT INTOLERANT 4-like. NCBI's taxonomy places the organism in Eukaryota, Viridiplantae, Streptophyta, Magnoliopsida, Fagales, Fagaceae. The record is from RefSeq and is a predicted model, not a curated record. Gene Ontology annotation, biological process: regulation of cellular response to heat. The coding region runs from base 327 to 1349 and encodes 340 amino acids. The transcript is spliced from 14 exons.
CACUGGCCUCGCCGUUGUCCGUACGCUAGUUUUUUUUGUAUUAUAAUUUUGGUCUCAGCCCUGAAAAUUUGAAUUAUUUCGAUCCCAUCUCAAACCCUAUACCUUCCGCGCCUAUCUCUCUCUCUCUUCAAAUUAGGACCAGCGUUUAUUUCACGCCCAAACAAAGCCCUCUCAAAUAUAUAAUUCUCUCUCUCACAAGGCAUAACUCAUAAGUUCUUAUUUUUCAAAUCCGGAUCCACCGCUUUCGAAUCAAGCCCCAAACCCUAUUUCCCUCUCUCUCUCUCUCUUUAGGUUUUCGCUUUGCAAUUUGUGAGCUACGAAUAACAAUGAGGAAAGGAGCAAAGAGAAAGGCGAGCCAGAAGGAAGAAGCAAAGCCUCAAGCUCAACAACAGGAAUCGAAGAAAGCUACUUCUCAAGCUAAGCGGGUCAAAGCAUCCAAGUCCGAAACUGAACCCGAGUACUUCGAGGAUAAGCGUAACUUGGAAGAUUUAUGGAAGGAAGUAUUCCCUGUUGGGACAGAGUGGGAUCAAUUGGACGCUGUCUACCAAUUCAACUGGAAUUUCUCUAAUCUAGAAGAAGCAUUUGAAGAAGAUGGAAAGCUAUAUGGGAAGAAAGUUUAUCUCUUUGGUUGUACAGAACCUCAAUUGGUCUCUUUCAAGGGUGAAAGCAAAGUUAUCUGUAUACCUGUUGUAGUGGCUGUUGUAUCUCCUUUCCCUCCCUCUGAUAAGAUAGGGAUUAACUCAGUUCAGAGAGAGGCUGAAGAAAUUAUCCCCAUGAAACAAAUGAAAAUGGACUGGGUUCCCUAUAUUCCUCUUGAGGACAGAGAUAGCCAAGUUGAUAGGCUGAAGUCUCAAAUAUAUAUAUUAAGAUGCACUCAAAGAAGGGCUGCUUUAAAGCAUUUGAAGAUAGACCGUCUCAAGAAAUAUGAGUACUGCUUGCCUUAUUUCUACCAGCCAUUCAAGGAAGAUGAACUUGAGCAAAGCACUGAGGUUCAGAUAAUUUUCCCAGUAGAACCAAAGCCGAUUUUCUGCGAAUUUGAUUGGGAGUUAGAUGAGCUUGAGGAGUUCACGGACAAGCUGAUCCAGGAGGAGGAAUUGGCUGAAGAUCAGAAGGAUGCCUUCAAGGAGUUUGUUAAGGAGAAAGUUCGAGAAGCAAAGAAAGCUAAUCGUGAGGCAAGGGAAGCCCGGAAAAAAGCCCUUGAAGAGAUGACUGAGGAAAGUAAGGUAGCGUUUGAGAAUAUGAGGUUUUACAAGUUCUACCCUGUACAAACACCAGAUUCUCCUGAUGUAUCGAGUGUUAAGGCUCCAUUCAUAAACAGGUAUUAUGGGAAGGCUCAUGAGAUUCUGUGAUUGGUCUCAAGACCAAUGUGCCUGAGAGAUGAUCUAAGCCCACUAUGGUAGCAUCAAAGCAGUUCAGAUGCUUAAAGAUUUUGUUUAUUACGCAGAGAGUUGGGAGGCAAGCCCCUGUUGCCUCAUCAUAUAUUUCCUUGAUCAGAGUUUAGGUGUCUCAAAAGAUGUAAACUAGUAUUAGUUUCAGAAGUUUUAGAUCAACAAUUGUGGUGCUCUCUCACCCUAGGAGGAAAUUGUAAGAUACAAUCUUGAGGCUUUUCAAAUUUCAUAUAAAAUUUUAAGCUUCCCGAGUUGCAAACUUGCGACGGAGUUGGAAUUCGGAUUACUAAAAUGUCAAACUUUACAAACAAAUAAGAAAAGUAACGA